Messenger RNA from Thyridium curvatum, 1080 nucleotides. RefSeq lists its product as uncharacterized. Bases 1 to 1080 code for a protein of 359 amino acids. The transcript is spliced from 4 exons. The record is from RefSeq and is a predicted model, not a curated record. NCBI's taxonomy places the organism in Eukaryota, Fungi, Ascomycota, Sordariomycetes, Thyridiales, Thyridiaceae. Gene Ontology annotation, molecular function: FAD binding; D-amino-acid oxidase activity.
AUGGGCGAGACGGUUGUGGUCGUAGGAGCGGGCGUAAUUGGCCUGACAGCUGCGCUCUUGCUAUCCCGCGACAAGCCCAACACCGUCACUGUCGUUGCCAAGCAUAUGCCCGGCGACUAUGAUGUCGAGUAUGCCUCGCCCUUUGCCGGUGCAAACGUACUUCCUAUGGCAACAAAAGAAGACAGCAAAUGGGAGACUGUCACAUGGAAAGAGAUGAAGCGGCUGUGCGAGCAAGUACCCGAAGCCGGCAUUCAUUUUCAAAAGUGUCAAAUAUUCAGGCGUCGUAAGGAUGCUUCGGCUCUCCCCGCGGGCAUCUUCGAUCCCAACCCUUGGUUCCGCGAAAUUUUCGAGGACUACAGGGACCUCCGCCAGGACGAAGUACCCGAGGGCUAUGAUUCAGCUUCAGAAUACUCUAGUGUCUGCAUCAACACGGCCAUCUACCUUCAAUGGCUGGUCGGCCAGCUUCUGAAGAAUGGUGCCGUCUUGAAACGAGGCGUUCUGUCGCACAUCAAGGAAGCCAGGGGACUCAGUCACACCGGCAAGCCUGCGACCAUCAUUGUCAACUCCACAGGGCUCGGUGCUCUCAAAUUAGAGGACGUUCAAGACACCAAGAUGAGGCCCGCAAGGGGGCAGGUGGUACUUGUUCGUAAUGAAGUCCCGAUGUUUGUCACUAGUGGAAACGAUGACGAUGAGAAUGCGGAUUUGUGCUACGCCAUGACGCGAGCUGCGGGUGGCGGUUCUAUCCUUGGGGGAACUUAUGAUAUCGGGAACUGGGAAUCGCAACCGGAUCUGAACAUUGCUAAUCGGAUCAUGGACCGUAUAGUCAAGAAGUAUCCCGAGAUUGCUGGUGGCAAAGGCGUCGGUGGUCUGAGUGUCAUCCGACAUGCUGUGGGCCUGCGCCCUUACCGGGAAGGAGGAGCCCGCAUUGAGGAGGAGAAGCUCGACUCCGACACCUGGAUUAUACAUAAUUACGGACAUGCCGGCUGGGGGUAUCAGGGAUCUUACGGCUGUGCUGAGGACGUUGUACAGCUCGUGCAGAAGGUUCAAAGGAUCAAGCAUGGAGACAAGGCGAAAUUAUAA